Messenger RNA from Lathyrus sativus (Indian pea), 1254 nucleotides. Lineage: Eukaryota; Viridiplantae; Streptophyta; Magnoliopsida; Fabales; Fabaceae. The record is from the annotation of a GenBank genome assembly.
AUGGUGGCCACUGGUGCUGCAUCUUCAUUUUUCCCUGUUACUGCAUCCUUGCCAGACUCUGGUGGUAACAAACUUGGUGGCGGGCAAGCCAACAUUGGUGGGCUUAAAUCUAAACCUGCAUCUUCUGGUGGCUUGCAAGUAAAGGCAAAUGCUCAAGCCCCUCCAAAGGUUAAUGGAACCAAAGUUUCUACAUCUGUAGAUAACUUUAAGUAUGAGGAUCUUUUGCCUUCGUCGCAAUCCUCGAGGACUUUUAUCAACCAGUUACCUGACUGGAGCAUGCUUCUUGCUGCAAUUACUACAAUUUUUUUGGCAGCAGAGAAGCAGUGGAUGAUGCUUGACUGGAAGCCAAGACGUUCUGACAUGCUUAUUGACCCCUUUGGUAUAGGCAAAAUUGUUCAGGAUGGUCUUGUGUUCAGUGAAAAUUUUUCUAUUAGAUCAUAUGAAAUUGGUGCGGAUCGAACGGCGUCUAUAGACACAAUAAUGAAUCAUUUACAGGAAACUGCACUUAAUCAUGUUAAGAUUGUGGGGCUUCUUGGUGAUGGCUUUGGUUCUACGCCUGAAAUGUGCAAAAAGAACUUGAUAUGGGUAGUUGCGCGCAUGCAAGUUGUUGUUGAUCGUUAUCCUACGUGGGGAGAUGUUGUUCAUGUAGAAACUUGGGUGUCUGCAUCGGGCAAGAAUGGUAUGCGCCGUGAUUGGCUUUUACGUGACUAUAAUACUGGUGAAGUCUUGACGAGAGCCUCUAGUGUUUGGGUCAUGAUGAAUAAGCAUACCAGAAAGCUGUCCAAAAUUCCAGAAGAAGUGAGAGAGGAGAUAGGAUCCUUUUUUGUAGAAUCUGCUCCAAUUCUGGAAGAGGAUGACAAAAAACUCACAAAACUUGAUGACAGUACAGCGGAUCAUAUCCGUUCGGGUUUAAGUCCUAGAUGGAGUGACCUAGAUGUCAACCAGCAUGUUAACAAUGUGAAGUACAUUGGCUGGAUUCUGGAGAGUGCUCCACAAGCAAUCUUGGAGAGUCACGAGCUUUGUGGCAUGACUAUGGAGUACAGGAGGGAGUGUGGCAAGGACAGUGUUCUACAGUCCCUGACCGCUGUAUCUGAUGCUAAUGCUGGCAAUCUAGCUCAAAGCGGCCACAUUGAGUGCAAGCAUUUGCUUCGACUUGAAGAUGGUGCUGAAAUUGUGAGGGCUAGGACUAAGUGGAGGCCAAAACCUGUGAACAACUUUGAUUUUGCGAAUCAGGUGCCAGCAGGUAGCACCUAA